CGUGCACACGGACAGCUUUCUGUUUGAUCCGCACGCGAUACUUCAGUUCCAGUUUGAGUUGAUUUGACGUGAAGCUGGUUCAGUUCGUGUUUUUCACGAAAGCUAGACAUAAAACAGCUAAAACUGGGAUUUUCUGGUAUUUUUCAUUUUUUUUAUUUUAUUUUAUUAUUUUUUUUGAGUAGGGGCUGGAAACACCUGAUGCACCUGCCUGAUGUGGACCUGCUGAGUUAACAUCAUGAAAUAAUAAUUGGGGGGAAAAUUCUAAUAGUAGCAUGACACAAUAAGAAGCCACAGAGAAGUUGAUGGUUACAAACCUUUUGGAAGUAAAGAUGGAGCAGAACAAGUUAAAGGCAGCGUGUCUGGCGAUGCUUUUUCUAAUGGCGGUGUGUGUGAAGGGUGACUUUGUGGAGCCUCCCCAGCCCGUCACCGUCCAGCGCUCCCUGGCCGAGACCCAGACCAGGCUGCCCUGCCACUACCAGCUGGAGGACGGAGAGCAGGUGAUCCAGGUCACCUGGUACAAGGAGCUGAGGGACGGCAGCAAGGACCAGAUCGUCACCGUGCACUUCACGGAGGGCCACAAAGAGUUCGGUCGGUACUCGGGACGAGUGAAGUUCGAGAACGUCAACCCGAUGCAGAACUCGGCUCUGCUCAUCCCCAGGACGGAGGAGUCGGACGAGGGCAGCUACACCUGCCACAUCUCCACCUUCCCCAACGGAAACUUCGAGCGACGCAUCGCGCUCACCGUCUGGAUAUUACCCAUCUCCUCGCUGGACCCGGUGGUUCUCGUGGAGGGCGAGCCGUUCCGAGCGGUGGCCUCCUGCCGGGCCGUCGGCCGCCCGGCCCCCCGCCUCUCCUGGGACACGGAGCUGCCGGGACAGGUGGAGGAGCGCACCAGCGAGGGCGGCUCGGUGUCCAGCUACUACUCUCUGCACCCGCUGCGCAGCAUGAACGGGAAGAGGCUGGACUGCCUGGUGGCUCAUCCGGCGCUGGAGCAGCCGCGCCGGCUGGCGAACCGCCUGGUGGUGCAGUACCCCCCAGAUGCCGUCAUCUCCACGUCUCCAGAGCAUCUGUAUGUGGGCCUGGAGAACGCCGAGCUGCUUUGUGACAGCAGAGGAAACCCCAGACCUCACAGCAUCACCUGGGCGCGGAAAGAAGGACACCUGCCAGACGGCGUGUCUGUGACCGGAGGGAAAAUCCAGUUUGGACGGACCCUUCGCGCAAAUGACAGCGGGGUCUAUGAGUGUGUGGUCAAUAACACUGUGGGAGUGGGAAGAACAGAGUUCGUGCUGACAGUAGCAGAGAAAUCUUUCUUCCGGUCGGAUCUUCUUGGCGAUAGUCAGUUUCUCAUCAUUAUCGGCGCUGCGGCUGCGGGCUUGGUCUUGAUCCUGGUCAUCGUCAUCCUUGUGGUUAAUCGCCAUCAUCGGCACCGAAACAGAAAGCUUGAGAUGGAGCUCAGUGAGAAAAAGGAAGAAAUUAACAACCUCUCCAGACAAGCGUCAUUCAGAAGACUGAACUCUGUCAGCUCAGACCCCAGACUACCGGCUGACGAUUACGCCCUGCUCAGAGUGGACAGCCGGAUGAAGAACAGCCAAAUAUCUCUUGAGCGCCCGGGCUACAAAGGCAGCCAGUCCACCCUGGGAGGGAAAUGGGCUCCUCAGUCCGGGGUGGAGCUGGACGAACUGGGACGUCCGGUGAUCUGGCAAGACGGCCGAGAGAGCCUGAGAGUGGGAGAGAUGGACGGAGAGAAGGAGGAGCGCAGGAGGAGGGUGGAGUCGUACCUGAAGAGCAGCAACAUGUCGCUGGACUCAGGUCUUCCUUCAUCUUUGGUUCCCCUGAAGGCCCAGCAGGACGACGGCGUCGGGCUCAGAGAACCGGACCUGGACCACCUGCGACAGGGAGGCUCGCCACACGAAGCGGACUGGGCUCCCAGUCCGCCUGCUGCCGAAGGGCACGAGGAUGAUGAAGACAGCAGCUCCUACCAGAUCUCAGAGGCGCUCUCCAAUCACUUCUACCUCAGUAAAGGCGUGCUGAGGCCCCGGCCGCACUCCAACGCCAUCCUGCUGCAGCCCAGAGGACAGAUAAUCUAAUCCAGACUGUCACCCGGGACCCCUGCAGGCCUCAUUCCUCAUUUUGAACUUCACCUCAGGAAUCAGUUGGCUCCGGUGACGGUAGAGCCGUGACUUUGCUGGACAGACGCCACAGAUGAGGAGCAGCCAGGCGGGAACUGGGGAGAAGUGCCUGUUCCACUAAUGGAGGGUUACACGGCAGCAGAGCUUUGCUUUUACCUCACUCCGAAGGCAACGUGAGCCGUGGACGAAAAGUGAUCAAUGAUCCAAUGACAACCGUGUCAUGUAAACACUUAGCUCUGUCCGAUUCAGUCAAUAACCCUGCAUGGUCGUCUCCUCCUGAUCAUGAAUGAAUGAAUCAAACACUGGCUGGCUUCCAGGUAAAACUGUCACACUUGACCAACUUCACAAGGCGGAGCAUGAUGGGAUUGAUCCACUGACUGAAUCGGAGGAUGUUGCUGGUGUUUAAAAACCUGAUACCUUCGUUCAGUGUUCAUGGGACAGUACGAUCCUCAAUGAGAACGACUUCAAGGAAUGAAACCUCCUGUUACAAAGUUGACCUGAUCGUAGGGUGUGACGAGAUCUCGCGGGAUUAAAUCAUGAUGAGAUUUGUCGAGAUUUGAGUGUAUAUUCAUCUACUUGCAUUACAGACAAAACACAGUUUUGUUUUUUUUAUGUUUGUGGAUGAAAUGAAGCAAACUGGGAUUUGGCAUCAGGUUUAUAUCUUAACAAUUCCUUUGAGUGUUCAUUGAUGGCACACGGGGAUGACCUGUAAAAAUACUUUGUAAAAAAAAAAAAACAUUUGAUGACAACCACUAUAUAUGCUGUUUUUUUGUAAUAAAUUGCAAAAAAUAACAUUUAAA
This is a messenger RNA of Salarias fasciatus (jewelled blenny), 2929 nucleotides long. RefSeq names its product nectin cell adhesion molecule 4b (gene nectin4b). Gene Ontology annotation, biological process: heterophilic cell-cell adhesion; homophilic cell-cell adhesion. The transcript has 11 exons. The record is from RefSeq and is a predicted model, not a curated record. NCBI's taxonomy places the organism in Eukaryota, Metazoa, Chordata, Actinopteri, Blenniiformes, Blenniidae. Gene Ontology annotation, cellular component: adherens junction. Bases 303 to 2087 code for a protein of 594 amino acids.